Messenger RNA from Olea europaea var. sylvestris, 2496 nucleotides. RefSeq names its product probable serine/threonine-protein kinase PIX7. Lineage: Eukaryota; Viridiplantae; Streptophyta; Magnoliopsida; Lamiales; Oleaceae. The transcript has 7 exons. Gene Ontology annotation, molecular function: ATP binding; protein kinase activity. The record is from RefSeq and is a predicted model, not a curated record. Gene Ontology annotation, biological process: protein phosphorylation. The coding region runs from base 692 to 2128 and encodes 478 amino acids.
AAAAAAAAUUAUAUGCUGUAAAAUAUAUAGUAAUUCUUUAAGCGUUGAACUGGCCACCAUAUUUUAGCCCUUUUUUUUAUAUUGAGAUUUUUUAAAAGUUUUCGAGAACGGACUUUCCCGUAGUGGUGUCUAGGAAUAGACAACUGCUUCACUUUUUGCACAGUGGCAAGGGCAAAGUUUUCUUCUGCUUUGAAGGUCAAGCAUGUGAUCUGCAAUCACUGAGUUCUUCUAGAGGAGCCUAAUGUGUUUUUCUGCUCAUCUUUUUCAACUGGGUCUGAGUUAUUUAUUUAAUCUAAUUUUUCUGUAUUUUGUUGAAAAGAUUUGGCCUUGUAAUGGAAGAGAUAUUGUGGAAUCUUUGAAGCUAUAUGGGUUGUCUUUAUUUGCUAUUUUAGCUGAUGUUUAGAACUGGGUUUGAGCUAUUUUGUUAUACUUUGACGUUUUUUGACUAGAACUUAGCUCUUGGAGUGGAAGAGAUAUUUUGUUUUCUUUUGCUCUAUUUGGGUUUUCUACAGAAUGGCUGAAAAGUACUUUUCUGUUUUUUUUUUCCUACAUUUGACUAAUUUCUGAAAUGAUUUGAGUAAUUUUAGGUGAUUCUUGGGGCUGGAGGAAAUAAUACUGGAAGUGAAGGGUUAUUUGGUAAAGGUUUUUCCAGGUGGAGGGAGGUGGGCUAGGAUUUUGGGUUUUGUAAAACAUGGGAUUAGGUGGUGAUGCAUUGAAGAAGGAGUCUUGGGAUGUGGGGAAAUCAAAGGGGAGAAAGAAGAAAGAUGGUGACUCUGAGGAGGAGACCGGGUGUUGGAUUAAAUUGAGGUUUAUUGGCAGCUGUAUGUCAUCAAGAUCUAAAGUUGAUAGCUCCAUUAGUAGCAUCAGCACUCACUGUGAAAGCAAAACUAUGAAUGAUACAAGCAGAGACCAACCAGUUGCCCCCAUAAUCUCUUCCUCCACAACGAGCAAUUCGGAAAGCAAUUCUUCCAGCUCCAAACACGAAGAGGAACUUCAAAUUUCUUCUCGGCUUCGAAAAUUUGCUUUUAAUGAUCUUAAGUUGGCAACAAGAAAUUUUAGACCAGAAUCACUUCUUGGUGAAGGAGGUUUCGGUUGUGUAUUUAAGGGGUGGAUUGAAGAGAAUGGAACAGCACCAGUGAAACCUGGGACAGGACUUACUGUUGCUGUGAAAAUCCUCAAUCACGACGGGCUUCAAGGUCACAAAGAAUGGCUGGCUGAAGUAAAUUUCCUUGGUGACCUCAUUCAUCCUAAUUUGGUUAAACUAAUAGGAUCCUGUAUUGAAGAUGAUCAAAGGCUGCUUGUGUAUGAGUUCAUGCCUAGAGGAAGCUUGGAGAACCACUUAUUCAGGAGGUCUCUGCCUCUACCAUGGUCUAUUAGGAUGAAAAUUGCUUUAGGUGCUGCAAAGGGUCUUGCUUUUCUUCAUGAGGAAGCAGAGCGGCCAGUGAUAUAUCGUGAUUUUAAGACAUCUAAUAUUCUGUUAGAUUCUGAAUAUAACUCCAAACUUUCUGAUUUUGGACUUGCUAAAGAUGCUCCGGAUGAAGGAAAGACUCAUGUUUCCACCCGUGUGAUGGGAACGUAUGGUUAUGCGGCCCCAGAAUAUGUCAUGACAGGGCAUCUUACAUCAAAGAGUGAUGUCUACAGCUUUGGUGUUGUUUUGCUCGAAAUACUCAGUGGAAGAAGAUCAAUGGACAAAAAUCGGCCUAAUGGAGAACAUAACCUUGUAGAAUGGGCUCGGCCUCAUCUGGGUGAGAGGAGACGGUUUUAUCGUCUAAUAGACCCUAGACUUGAAGGUCAUUUUUCUAUAAAAGGGGCCCAAAAAGCUGCACAGUUGGUCGCACACUGUCUUAACAGGGAUGCCAAAGCAAGGCCUUUAAUGAGUGAAGUUGUCGAAGCUUUAAAGCCUCUGCCAAAUCUCAAGGAUAUGGCCAGCUCGUCAUACUAUUUCCAGUCGAUGCAAGCUGAUCGUGUGGGAUCGAGCCCAAAUGCUAGAAAUGGCCUUAGAACGCAGGGCUCAUUCUCGAGAAAUGGUCAGCUUCAUCCAAGAAGUCUCUCGUUCCAUAAUGGUUCUCAUGCUUCUCCAUAUCACAAUAAGUUUGUCCAAUCACCAAAACCAAAUGGUAAAGCAUAGAAUGGAUCAGCGAUUAUGGUGCUUCUUUUCAUAGUGGUCAGACUAUUUUUUUUUCUUUUACCCGUAUAUACCAUCGGUCCAUUAUCCUUGGAUAACUUCAAAAGGAACAGGAGAGUGCAUUAUUAUCUUGUCACUGUAAAAAGUUGAACUCCCACUGGGGAAGAUUGUAAUGUCAACAGGAGCUGAAUCUGGUGGAGUAAAUCUUUUACCCUCUCUCUCUGUUUAGUGCAAGUGACAUUAGCAAACAUGAAGCCCACGUAAUUUCAAAGACGCCUAUAAACAGACGAUUCUUUGAGGUAAGGUGCCCCGGGAAUGAUUCUUUCUUGCUGCCCGCAUAUUUAUGUUAUGUUUGGUCAUGCUUAAAAGUA